AAGCACUCCUCGGGCUACACUACACCACCAUGUCUGUUCGAUUCAGCUCCAACAGCAGGCAGUACUCCUCCGCCCGCAGUGGAGGAGGAGGAGGAGGUGGUGGUGGUGGAUCAUCCAUCAGAGUUUCCAGCACCAAAAGCUCCCUUGGUGGAGGGUACAGCUCAGGGGGGUUCAGCGGUGGCUCUUUUAGCCGUGGGAGCUCUAGCGGAGGUUGCUUUGGGGGCUCAUCAGGUGGCUAUGGAGGCUUUGGAGGGGGCAGCUUCGGGGGUGGCUAUGGAGGAGGCAGCUUUGGUGGAGGCUACGGAGGAGGCAGCUUUGGUGGAGGCUAUGGAGGAGGCAGCUUCGGUGGAGGAUAUGGAGGAGGCAGCUUCGGUGGAGGCAGCUUCGGUGGAGGAAGCUUCGGUGGAGGAAGCUUCGGCGGUGGGCUUGGAGGAGAUGGUGGUGGCCUUCUCUCUGGAAAUGAAAAGGUGACCAUGCAGAACCUGAAUGACCGCCUGGCCUCCUACAUGAACAAGGUCCGGGAUCUGGAAGAGUCAAACUAUGAGCUGGAGGGUAAAAUCAAGGAGUGGUACGAGAAGCACGGCAACUCCAGCCAGCGAGAGCCCCGGGACUACAGCAAAUACUACAAAACCAUCGAAGACCUUAAAGGGCAGAUCGUCAACCUGACAACUGACAAUGCCAAUGUCCUGCUGCAGAUUGACAAUGCCAGACUGGCAGCUGAUGACUUCAGGCUGAAGUAUGAGAAUGAAGUAGCCCUGCGCCAGAGUGUGGAGGCCGACAUUAAUGGCCUGCGCAGGGUGCUGGACGAACUGACCCUCAGCAAGGCUGACCUGGAGAUGCAGAUCGAAAGUUUGACUGAAGAGCUGGCUUACCUGAAGAAGAACCACGAAGAGGAAAUGAAAGACCUUCAAAAUGUAUCCACUGGUGAUGUGAACGUGGAAAUGAACGCUGCCCCAGGGGUGGACCUGACUCAGCUGCUCAACAACAUGAGAAACCAAUACGAACAACUUGCAGAAAAGAAUCGCAAGGACGCAGAAGCCUGGUUCAAUGAGAAGAGCAAGGAACUCACCACAGAAAUCGACAGCAACAUUGAACAAAUGUCCAGCCAUAAGAGUGAAAUCACUGAAUUGAGACGCACUGUUCAGGGUCUGGAGAUCGAACUACAGUCCCAGCUGGCCCUGAAACAAUCGCUGGAAGCCUCCUUGGCAGAAACAGAAGGACGCUACUGCGUGCAGCUCUCCCAGAUUCAAAGCCAGAUCUCCGCCCUGGAGGAACAACUGCAACAGAUUCGGGCUGAAACCGAGUGCCAGAACGCCGAGUACCAACAACUCCUAGACAUUAAGACCCGCCUGGAGAACGAGAUCCAAACCUACCGCAGCCUGCUAGAAGGAGAAGGAGGUUCCGGAGGCGGAUCCUACGGCGGCGGCGGACGUGGCGGCGGCGGCCACGGCGGCAGCUACGGCGGCGGAAGUACCGGCGGCGGCGGCGGAAGCGGAAGCUACGGCGGUGGAAGCUCCGGCGGCGGUGGCCACGGAGGCAGUUCCGGUGGCGGCUACGGCGGCGGAAGUUCCAGCGGCGGUGGUCACGGCGGCAGUUCCGGUGGUGGCUACGGCGGCGGAAGUUCCAGUGGAGGCCAGAGCGGAAGCGGAGGGUUCAAGACUUCCGGGUCCGGUGGCGGGGACCAAUCGUCUAAAGGCCCAAGGUCAGCAGAAACUAGCUGGGAUACUAAUAAAACCAGAGUGAUCAAGACGAUUAUUGAGGAGGUGACACCUGAGGGUAGAGUCCUUUCGUCUAUGAUUGAAUCAGAAACCAAGAAACACUUCUACUAAGCUGCUUAGAAGAGUCUCUAAACACAGGCCAACUGUACAGACGUGUGGAAAACAAAAUGUCCAGGAAAACACUUCUGUCUUAAUGGUCUAUGGAAAUAGGUUCGCUCCUUGAAAUUAAGGGUCUAAAAGGUGUUUUGUGGUUUCUGUAUUUCUUCUUUUCAUUUAUCAGAAAGUGUUCUUUUGUGGAGAAAAAAAAGAAAACUUUCUCAUUUACUAAUGAAUUUCUCAUUUACUAAUGAAUUUCAAUAAACUUUCUCACUCAUGCAAACUA
This is a messenger RNA of Rattus norvegicus (Norway rat), 2100 nucleotides long. It is a transcript of the gene Krt10, whose product is annotated as keratin 10. The transcript is spliced from 8 exons. Bases 30 to 1829 code for a protein of 599 amino acids. Lineage: Eukaryota; Metazoa; Chordata; Mammalia; Rodentia; Muridae. Gene Ontology annotation, cellular component: cell surface; extracellular region; cytoplasm. Gene Ontology annotation, molecular function: structural molecule activity. The record is from RefSeq and is marked validated.